ACUGCACGCGUGUGUACCUACCAAGGUUAGUCAUUAACUAUCUCAUUUCAGCCACUUGCGUGCUACCCAAGAGCCGGCUGUGGCCGUGUCGAGGCAUGCUGCUGCCCGGCCCGCACAUCUUACCAUGGAGGACCGCAACCACUGCCCAAAGGAAAGCGCUUUAGCCGGGGUGGACCAGGACCAUGUCACUGUGGUGUUCCAUAAAGUGGCCAGUCAUGGCGACAGCAGCAGCGCCGGUGGUGGCAGCGACGACGACCACGAUGGCCGAUGGCGCGACGGAACUGAGUGGGCAGAAAAGGCUCGUUUACGGGAUGCUGAGGAAGAGGCAGGCAGCGGAACAAAAUCACUGGAGGAGGAGGGCGGCCGGAGGGCAACUCUGUGCCCGCCGGCGUGCUGCGUCACGAAGAAGGCAGCAUCCGUUGACGAGAAUGGAAAGCCAAAGAGAUGUCCCGGUCGGGGUUUGUUCUUCGCCUUCCUGUCCACAGUCUUCUUUUCCAUCAUCUCCCUGUUGGUGAAGACUAUCCAGGGAGUGCACGCCAUAGAGAUCAGUGGCUUUCGCUGCUUCUUCCAGAUGCUCUUCAUCAUGCCGUUACUAAUCUACCACAAGACAGGCUUCCUGGGUCCGCGGGACAAACGUCCAUAUCUCUUCCUGCGGGGUUUCCUUGGCUCCAACGCCAUGAUCUUGCUCUUCUAUGCUGUGCAGCAGAUGCCGCUGGCUGAUGCUACCGUCAUCAUGUUCAGUAAUCCAGUCUUCACCUCAUUGCUGGCUUGGAUAUUCCUGAAGGAGAAGUGUACGCUGUGGGACUGCGCCUUCACCGUCUUUACCCUCACGGGCGUCAUCCUCAUCGCCAGGCCGCCGUUUCUCUUUGGAAAGCAAUUCCAGGGCAUUGAGGGCAACUACGUGAACCACAUCAAGGGGACGAUCGCUGCCUUUGCAGGCGCAAUGGGUGCCGCUUGUACAAUGGUCAUCCUGCGCAAACUCGGAAAGAGCGUCCACUACUACCUCUCCGUGUGGUACUACGCCGUCAUCGGUUUCAUCGAGUGCGUCAUCGCCGUCACCGUCCUCGGCGAAUGGAAGCUCCCCGACUGCGGCCACGACCGCUGGAUGCUGAUGCUGAUCGCCGUCCUGGGCAUCGCCGGCCAGACCUUCCUGACCAAGGCCCUGCAGGUGGAAAAGGCCGGCCCCGUGGCCUUGGUGAGGACCGUGGACGUCGUCCUCGCCUUCUUCUUCCAGUUCAUCUUCCUCGGCCGCGCGCCCACCAUGUUGAGCCUCGGGGGGGCUCUAUGCAUAGUGUUGAGCACCAGCGGCGUGGCCAUAAAGAAGUGGUGCUGCAACUCACGCAGGAGCUGAAAGUGAAUAGUUAAGUAUAGCUGUUUAUUUAUCCUGUUACUCUUUUGAUCGUUUUUUACGCUACAAAAGGUUAAAGAGAAACAUCUAAGAGUAAAAAACACGUCUUAGUGUAACUGACAUGAAGUACUUCAGUGUGCAAAGAAAAACUGCUACCUGUGAUCAUACUUCCUAUUUUAUAUUUGUUCUAAAGUGCAAUAGAGUUAAAUUAUUCAAAUUAAAGCUUAAUAGUGGGAGUGGGCAACCUGUGAGGGCCAAAUAUGUUGCACAAUAGCUUUUGGUCGCAGGCCACCAUGCUGUUAAAAUAACAACUUAAGAACCAAAGAUCAUCCUUCUUGAGCCUGCAUGAAGUUAACCAAAGCCAGCAUUAGGACCAUUCACACUGUGUCCAAAAAGUCUUUAAUCAUUACAAAAUGUCUUAAAAGGAAACUGCACUUUUUCUGGAAUUUUGCCUGUCGUUCAAAAUCCUUAUAAGAGACAAAAAUACAAGAUAUCUUUUUUUGCAUUCCAAUUUGUAAUAAUUGGCUCAUUCUAGGUGGCUUGCAAGCAGCUAAUUGGAGCAGUCCAUUCUACCUCUAAAUCACUUUAAAAUACAUCCAAAAACCGCCAAAAAUACUUCGUAACCUGUAUAAUAAAAUAACCAAGCUGUAGUGACAUGUAUUGUAAGAGCGAACACUGAGGAACUCUUUUUCCAGCGUACUAACACAAUGGCCUUCAGUGUUUCCCAUAAACUGCCAAGAUACCUGUGGUGGUGGGGGCGUGGCUAUGGGCGUGGUCACCAUGGCAUCAUCGAUUAAUUUGCAUAAUUUACUACAAUGAUAUGAUUUUCUCUAAAAAGGCUAAAAAAAUGUAUACUUAAUAAUUAAUAACAGUUUUGUUUUAAACGUCCAUCCAUCCAUCCAUUUUACAAUAUAAUUACAACACUUAUUGUACAUAUUUAUAUACAGAUUUGAACAAUAAGUUAUUCACUGAAAUAUAUUUAUUAAUUGUGGUUCUUACAAAAAAUAUAUCUUAUAAAAUAUAAAAGCAUCAAUGUCUCUUAAAGCUCUGCCCCUUUAAUUAGUGCAUACUAAAUCAUUUAACUUUAGCCUACUACUACAACCAUAUUAUUUACCAGCAACAUAAAGUGAAACAGAGGCAGAGGUGUCCUGCCACAGUCAGUAACAAAUAAACAGAAAACAGUAGUGGUCAAAUAUAAAUAAGACAACAAGAGAAGUAUCCUACACUUCUCUUUUGUAAAGUAAAUCUGAACAGCCUAUGUGGGCAUCUACAUCAACUAUAUGAUUUGCCUGAGAAGCUGGACAGGACAACAACAAAAAAAUAAAAAAAAUAUUUUUUUAUUUGUGGCGGACGUAAUUCUUUUGUGGCGGGCCGCCACAAAUAAAUUAAUGUGUGGGAAACACUGGCCUUGCGACCGCAUUAGUUAAAAGUUAAAGUACCAAUGAUUGUCACACACACACCAGGUGUGGCGAAAUUAUUCUCUGCAUUUGACCCAUCACCCUUGAUCACCCCCUGGGAGGUGAGGGGAGCAGUGGGCAGCAGCGAUGGCCGCGCCCGGGAAUUAUUUUUGGUGAUUUAACCCCCAAUUCCAACCCUCAAUGCUGAGUGCCAAGCAGGGAGGCAAUGGGUGCCAUUUUUAUAGUCUUUGGUAUGACUCGGCCGGGGUUUGAACUCACAACCUACUAGGCCUUAGUCCCAGGCGAGCCUGUGUGUCAUCAACUGAAUGGCUUUUCAGUUUGUAAUGCCCAACACACUGCGAUAGGACACCAAUCUGUACUAACCGAUAAACAUCAACAAUCAUAUUACAGUAUCUGUAAAGUAUUAGUCCACAUUUCAUGUUUUGUUUGUACACAACUAGCUCGACAGCGUUUGCACAUGACGUGCUGUGGGUAUCAUCAGCAAUAUUAUAGUGACUCACUUGAUGGACGGUCGUCCUCUAGCCAGGCGGGUAAGUUGUUUUCUAGUUUAUUUUGGGUGAGCACGCCAUGUACUGUAUGUCCGCAUAGUUGGGCUCCAAAUUCCACAUUUUCAGCGUCAAGUUACGCCGACCUCACUGUCUCGGCUUACAUCCGCUCCAACGUUUCACCCUCUUUUCGCUUCCAUAAGGUGCAGUUCAUUCUCUGUAUACUAAAAAAGAUAAGGUUGUCAAUCCUCAUUUGUCCAAAAAUGGUUGCGUUUGUUUCCCGACGUAGGAACACACAUGUUGUUGCUGGAAUUCAGAAGUGCCUUGCUAUGGGAACGGAAAUAAAUUCCAGUAGUGCUUAAAAUAACCAAAAUACGGUAAAUAUUGUGCAUAUCACAUAUUGCUAUGAAUAUGUCUGUUACUACAUUAUAUAUAUACUUGCAGUGUGUAUACAACAGGUUGAUGGAGGGCUUUGAAGGCUACAACUGUGACUCUCAUUAGUCGUAUUUUGCAAGCUUUUUUAAAAUUAUAUUAGGAACCUUAAAAAAACAAACAUGUGUUCUUGUUAGAGAUGUCCGAUAAUAUCGGGCUGCCGAUAUUAUCGGCCGAUAAAUGCUUUAAAAUGUAAUAUCGGAAAUUAUCGGUAUCGGAUUCAAAAAGUAAAAUGUAUGACUUUUUAAAACGCCGCUGUGUACACGGACGUAGCGAGAAGUACAGAGCGCCAAUAAACCUUAAAGGCACUGCCUUUGCGUGCCGGCCCAAUCACAUAAUAUCUACGGCUUUUCACACACACAAGUGAAUGCAACGCAUACUUGGUCAACAGCCAUACAGGUCACACUGAGGGUGAAGGAAUAAACAACUUUAACACUGUUACAAAUAUGCACCACACUGUGAACCCACACCAAACAAGAAUGACAAACACAUUUCGGGAGAACAUCCGCACCGUAACACAACAUAAACACAACAGAACAAAUACCCAGAACCCCUUGCAGCACUAACCCUUCCGGGAUGCUACAAUAUACACCCCCCGCUACCCCCUAACCCCCACACCUCAACCCCGCCCACCUCAACCUCCUCAUGCUCUCUCAGGGAGAGCAUGUCCCAAAUUCCAAGCUGCUGUUUUGAGGCAUGUUAAAAAAAAAAAUAAUGCACUUUGUGACUUCAAUAAUAAAUAUGGCAGUGCCAUGUUGGCAUUUUUUUCCAUAACUUGAGUUGAUUUAUUUUGGAAAACCUUGUUAAAUUGUUUAAUGCAUCCAGCGGGGCAUCACAACAAAAUUAGGCAUAAUAAUGUGUUAAUUCCACGACUGUAUGUAUUGGUAUCGGUUGAUAUCGGAAUCGGUAAUUAACAGUUGGACAAUAUUGGAUAUCGGCAAAAAAGCCAUUAUCGGACAUCUCUAGUUCUUGUCUCUCAUAGUGAUUGUGAACGAUAGGCAAAAUGCCAAGAAAGAGUGCAGUUCCCUUUUUAAAAUGAUUAUUUGACAUGUCUUAAAUUGAUUACAAAACGUUUUUGUCUGAAGGACAAAGUGUUUAUGUGACGCAGACAACCCCAGCUUACACACCAGCGGUAUUAGCACUUAAAUAUGACACCAAUGUGUCAUUUGACAAAUGCGGAAAAUUUCCCAUGAAUUGUAAAAAAAAAAUAUUUUUGAAUUCAUAUUUUUACCGGAAUGGGAAAAUGUCCCUCUAAAUGUUCCGAAAUUCUGUUUUAAACAGAAGAAUCGUGCCAUAGGGUGGUGGACGCCGCCAAAGGUCCUCAUAUCUUACUAGUGGAAUCAACAGCGCCUCCGCUGGUUGUACCCUGGUAAUGCACUCAAUUAUCCUUCAAUUUAUAAUCAAUAGAAUUGUCAACGCUCAAUCAAUACCCAUCCCUGAUGUCAAUUAUUAGAAUGUUUGUUACAUACAUAGUUCGGAUCAUUUAGAGUAGGAUUCUCUUAGGAAUCACUACAGAAAAUGACUGGAAAAAUGGAUUUAAUCGCAUCCUAAUAUUGUUUUUGUCUCUCUCUGGAAUAUGUCACAACUUAAAUAGCAAUUUUACUGUCAGUUGAUAAUUAAGUGCCUUUAGUGAACUCUUGUGUUUGAGGCAGCUGAGGACAGUAUUGGGACAAAACGACCUAAAACACUGUUCAGUUGUCCCCUGGGUCUUUACUCCCGGCAGAUGGGUGAGUUACAUACGGUACUGUACAUCCUUUCAAUGACUGUCAUGUAAUCCUUGUGUAGGUUCUCUUCAAGUAGUGUACUCUUGAUUAAUUAUGACGGGGUUACUUAUAUUUUCAUCCAGUAUAUAUUUCCACUCUUUUUCAUGCACACACCAUAAUAAAGAUGCUAUGCUGAAAAGAAGUUACUACUGCAAAGUUAGAUGUUUAUUUUGCCUUCUUUUUUUUAUUUUUAAUGCUCCCAAAAAUAUUUAUUAUUAAAUGGUUUGAAAGUAGUGUGUUUUUAUUACUUGGAUUUUUUAAAUUUUUUUUACAUUUCUGAGAAGUAAAGAAAUAUUUUAUUUUAGGGCUUACCAAGUAAUUUUGAGGUAUAUACAUGGUGUAUAUAUGGUAAUUAUUUAUUGUCAUUUAUGACAUGGAUGAAUUCUGUAUAUGGAUUAUAUUUAGUUGAGUAAUAAAAAUGCUUCAGACGUCAUUCAUUUUUGUGUGUGACUAAAUCCAUGGUUUAGUUUGACUGUUCCUUCCAAGAGCCACCUGGCAGUAAAGUUUCCCAAGGCCGCAGGGGAAGCAUGAAGAAAAAGAAAGUAAACCACCAAGUCAGGUUACAGAAUAAUACCGUGGUGUUGUCAUUGAGUAUAUAUUUACAUGUAGUUGGUCUCUGUCAAUACUUUUUUGUGUAGUUUUCUCCCGGAA
Messenger RNA from Entelurus aequoreus (snake pipefish), 6097 nucleotides. RefSeq names its product solute carrier family 35 member G1 (gene slc35g1). Gene Ontology annotation, cellular component: plasma membrane; endoplasmic reticulum membrane. Lineage: Eukaryota; Metazoa; Chordata; Actinopteri; Syngnathiformes; Syngnathidae. The transcript is spliced from 5 exons. The coding region runs from base 125 to 1351 and encodes 408 amino acids. The record is from RefSeq and is a predicted model, not a curated record. Gene Ontology annotation, biological process: calcium ion export across plasma membrane; regulation of cytosolic calcium ion concentration.